Dermochelys coriacea (leatherback sea turtle) is the source of this 1651-nucleotide messenger RNA. RefSeq names its product transformer 2 beta homolog (gene TRA2B). Gene Ontology annotation, molecular function: RNA binding. Gene Ontology annotation, cellular component: spliceosomal complex. The transcript has 10 exons. Lineage: Eukaryota; Metazoa; Chordata; Testudines; Dermochelyidae. Gene Ontology annotation, biological process: positive regulation of mRNA splicing, via spliceosome. Bases 679 to 1251 code for a protein of 190 amino acids. The record is from RefSeq and is a predicted model, not a curated record.
GGAGGGACGCACGUCACUUCCGUUCCGUGGUGGAGAGCGCUGGCGCCGGACGGUGGUGGAGGCUGGUGCGACGGUUGCUGGCAGCCUUCGAGGGACAAUGAGCGACAGCGGGGAGCAGAACUACGGCGAGCGGGUUAAUGUUGAAGAAGGAAAAUGCGGAAGUCGUCAUUUGACAAGUUUUAUAAAUGAGAAUUAUUUGAAGCUCAGGAAUAAGUGAAGCUGAAAUUUGAAAAAAAAAAAGAAAGUGAAUGCAUGCUAAUUAUCAGACCAGAAGUCCCACUUAUAGAAUAUUGAGCAAUUUGUGUGAAGUGGGGAAGAUGAAAGAAGUCAGAAUUUGAAACGGAAGAAUGAAGAAAAGGAAUAAAAAUGAAGUUAAGAUAAGAAGUAAUCUGGAAUCUGAAAGCACUACGCUAAGAAUCCCGUUCUGCUUCCAGAAGCGGAAGUGCUCAUGGGUCCGGCAAGUCUGCAAGGCACACUCCUGCAAGAUCUCGAUCCAAGGAGGACUCAAGGCGAUCCAGGUCAAAAUCUAGAUCCAGGUCUGAAUCUAGAUCUAGAUCAAGGAGGAGUUCUCGUAGACACUAUACAAGAUCACGCUCUCGUUCCCGCUCUCACAGGAGGUCCCGGAGCAGGUCUUACAGUCGGGAUUAUCGACGACGACACAGUCACAGCCAUUCCCCUAUGUCUACUCGUAGGCGUCAUGUUGGAAACAGGGCAAAUCCUGACCCAAACUGUUGUCUCGGUGUGUUUGGAUUGAGUCUGUACACCACAGAAAGGGACCUGAGAGAAGUGUUCUCCAAGUAUGGCCCAAUUGCUGAUGUUUCCAUUGUGUAUGACCAGCAAUCUCGGCGUUCAAGAGGAUUUGCAUUUGUGUAUUUUGAAAAUGUUGAUGAUGCAAAGGAGGCUAAAGAGCGUGCCAAUGGAAUGGAACUUGAUGGGAGAAGAAUCCGGGUAGAUUUCUCCAUAACAAAAAGGCCUCACACCCCCACACCUGGAAUCUACAUGGGGAGACCAACUUAUGGCAGCUCCCGACGAAGAGAUUACUAUGACAGAGGGUAUGACAGAGGGUAUGAUGAUCGUGAAUAUUACAGCAGAUCUUAUAGAGGAGGUGGUGGUGGAGGAGGAGGAGGAGGAUGGAGAGCUGCCCAAGACAGGGAUCAGAUUUACAGGAGAAGAUCACCCUCCCCAUACUACAGCCGAGGAGGUUACAGAUCUCGAUCCAGAUCUCGAUCCUAUUCACCUCGUCGCUAUUAAAACAUGAAGUUUAGAUGAAUUUCUAACUAAAGCCCUUGAGCUGGGAAUCGCAGAUAUGUGGACAAUAUUUUUAUUGUCUAUUCUGUUUAAAAAGUGAGCAGUGCCUAGUGAAUAGGUGACUUUUACACCUUUUAUGAAGACUACUUUUUGGUGAAGUUAAAAUGCUGUUUCAUUCUGCAUAUCUGUGUAGUUCGGUGCUUUGUUCAAAGUUGUGUUUUUGAGAGGAGUAUGUUUUGCAUGUAUUUUUUUAGUCAGAAUUUUGACUGCUGAAAGGUUUCUAUUAUACAAAACUGUUCAUUUAAAGUUUUUUCUACUGAUUCCAGGGUAUUCUGAAGAUCAAAACCUGUGUAAAAUGCUUUCAAAUGGUAAAUAAUAAACAGUUUGAUUUUUACUUCCCAAA